CAAAUAAAAAAAAGUACGUUGGGGGUGUAAACAUGUUUUAUCAAAUUAAUAAUUUAGUGCUCUAAAAAUGACUUUUUUCGUUAAGUUUUUGAGCUUUAAACGUUUCUAAAAAGCUAACUUGAAGUGAUAUUAUCCAUAACAUGUGAUAGUUUCAAAAUCAAGUAUAUUUUUCUACAAAAUCUUUCAAUGGCUAGUGACAGCGAUAAAAGUUCGAGUAAUCAUAACUUAGAUGGUUCUCUGAGAAAUACUAAGAACCAAGGAACUACUGGAAAUAUUGGUGAAAGCGGCGAGAAAACAAAUCUGGGUGUGUUUCCUGUGGGCAAAGGAGGCCGGCAUUUAUCGGUUCCAUUUGAUACUUCAACAGCUAACGGUGAAUUGACUAAUAAGAAACAGAAUGGUUCUACGGUGCGCACGAAUAGCCUCGGCUCGGGCGCCCGCACGCCACCUGUCGAGCGGACCAAAUCCAAGUUCUCUGCUUUCGGCAGACUCUUCAAGCCGUGGAAGUGGAAACGGAAAAAGAAAUCGGAGAAGUUUGAAGCUGCUUCUAGAACAUUAGAAAGGAAAAUAUCCGUCCGUGCGAAUAGAGAUGAGUUAGUGCAGAAAGGCAUCCUCUUACCGGAAAGUCCAGUGACGCCCGUGGCUGAAGCAGAUGAGGAAUCAUCGCCGCCGUACAGCGACGAGCGCAGCGAGCCGGGCGGGGGAGCGGGCGGCGGGCCGGACCGCGGGCUCGCCAGCAUGCACGCGGCGCUGCAGGCGCAGCUGGCGUCGCAGCUCGCGCACCAGAACGCGGUGCUCGCCGCCGCCGUCGCCGCCGCGGCGCAGCAGCAGCACCAGAACAAUAAUGUCAUAGAACCAAAGAAAGACAAAUUGGAAAAUGGCGGUGAGCUGAUGAGGCCCGAGCGGCCCAACUCCUUGACAGCGGGAAAGCUUCCGCGGCGGAUAUGCUAUCAAGGAGACGUUGUAGGUGGGUACGGGUCUUCGGGCGUCGACAGGGGCGGGGGCGGCGGCGGCGACGGCGGCGACGAGCCGCUGGUGCUCUCAGAGCUGCCGGAGCCGCCGAUCGCGGUGUCCGAGAUCGGGCCCAUUCCGCCGCCGCCCAUGUUCAGCUCGCCCAGCCCUACGAGGCACCAGCACCAACAUCACCACCACCAACACGCCAUCAUUCAACAUCCUCUCUCUGACUCCGAAGAGGAGGACGAACAGGAGGAAGAUAUUGAACCCUUAAACCUAGGCGCGGACACCAACAGAGUAGAAGAGAUCCCACCUAAGGAGCCGAGCUUCAACGCGGUGCCGCUCAAGUCUGCGCUCAAGAAGCGGCCCGCGCCCGCCGCCUCGCCCGCCGCCACGCCGCUCGCCACGCCGCUCGCGCCGCGACAAGACCAUCACCAUGCCAGCUUCAACACCCGUCCUGUGCGCGUGGGCAACGCGCUAGAAAACAAAGAGAACGCGCGACCGUGGGCCGAGGGCGGCGAGUACCGCGACGACUACGCCACGGAGUCGGAGCGCGUGGCUGCCAAGCUGGCCCGCAAGGAGAGCCUCAACAUCAAGCUGGCGCUGCGGCCCGACCGACAGGAGCUUAUAAACAGGUCAGUCAUUAGCAGAGCCAGAGAACAGAGACAACGCGCGGCCGAGGGCGGCGAGUACCGCGACGACUACGCCACGGAGUCGGAGCGCGUGGCCGCCAAGCUGGCCCGCAAGGAGAGCCUCAACAUCAAGCUGGCGCUGCGGCCCGACCGACAGGAGCUUAUAAACAGAAAUAUAUUGGUGGUGCAGAGCGAGCACGAGCGCCAGGAGUCGUGGGAGGCGAUCGGCGCGCGCCUCAUCCGCCGCCUGUCCAUGCGGCCCACCGCCGACGAGCUGGUCGAGAGGAACAUAUUGAAGAGUCAAUCACCCGCUGAAGAAAAGAAACAAAAGGAAGAGAAGAAGAGGUAUUUGUUACGCAAGCUCAGUUUCCGGCCCACAGUAGAUGAACUCAAAGAGAAGAAGAUCAUAAGAUUUAGUGAUUACAUCGAAGUAACACAGGCGCACGACUAUGACCGCCGCGCGGACAAGCCUUGGACGCGGCUGACGCCGCGAGACAAGGCGGCCAUCCGCCGCGAACUCAACGAGUUCAAGAGCUCCGAAAUGGCUGUGCACGAGGAAAGCAAGCACCUCACGAGGUUCCAUAGGCCAUGACGGCUGUGCCUUACAGCGGGCGCGGGCGCGGUGGGCCUGUGUCCGCCCGCCAUCGCUCACCUAACUCUUGUAUCGUAGUUAUUGCCGAGUACAAUUUAUUAAUUAUUAUUAUUAAAACGUUAUGUUAAGUUCAAGUAUUCUAAGCGUACCUAUACAUUCUUUGAAUUGACCUUCGCGAAAGGUUAGUGAUACUGAUUAUUGUGGUCGAGAUUAUGCGCUUCGAAGCUCGGUGAACUGUGAGAUUUACGAGUGAAUUAUUUUGAUAUGUGAGACGUAUCCGAUUAUAGAGUUUUUGUAGUCUUGUGAUUUUUUCUUAUAUUGCUAGCUUUUAGCUUCGUAGUCGUUAAGCUAGAUUCGAUUUGAAUACAUAUUUAUUUCGUAUUGAAUUUCUAUUUUACGGUCACAAUUCGAUUGUUUUAAAUAAUUUCACUUUUUGAAUUACGUAGUGUUAGCGACUUACGUUGGACGCCUUCCGUUUGUUUGCACGUUUACGAAAAUGCAAUGACUAAGUACACAGCGGAUUUUCGCUCUCCAUCUGGAUUAGACCAUGAGAUACUACCACUGAUUUUCAUAACUUGUGCGACAGUCACAAACGCCUGUCAACUGAAUCGCCUCUUACAUACAAUUGGAAAUGCCAGAUAUGUUUUGUAAAUGUUUGUUGACGUGAGGAUAUACGUAGGUGUUAUAUUGGUUACGGUUGUGCGACACCUUGUCGCUCGAUUUCUUUCAUCACUCCAGUCUAAUGAACUAAAUAUCUUAGAAGUGCUUCCAAAUGCUGUGCAACGUAACAAUAAAUCAUUAAAUAUGGGACUCCGUUCCUUAUGUAUAAUAGAAGAUUUAUAAAAAUAGUACUCUCAGUAGCAAUUUGGUAUCUAUUAAAAGUAUGCACAACUAUUAGUUUGCUCAACUAAAGAUUUCUCUGCAUGAUCAAAGUUUUCUUUUUUCGUAUUUUAGACUAAUAUAUCACCUACUAUCUUUUAUCACAAUGCAAAUAUCUAUAUUUGUAAUUUUAAAAAUUUGUUGAUAAGAGUAGUUAUUUUCAUAAUACGCUUCUAAAUCGAAGUACCUAUGUAUAUUUAUAUCAUAAUCAUUAAUUUUUGUAAUUGUAUAAUCUCCGCGUGAUGUGCAGUAACCGAUAAUAAUCGAUAUAUUAUGGUAGUUUACUUUGUGAAAUUGUUUACGUAUAAGGCGUAUGGUCCAGUACUGCUAUUCCUACAGGGAGAGUCGGCGGCCGGCGAUGGCGCCGAGAGGAUGGCUGAGGGCACUCGUGGUCUCCUGGUCGCUCUAGCCUAGCUCUUAUUUAGGGUACUCAAAAUUGAACGAAGUAUUCAAGUAAACAACUAAUUAAUUGAUCGAAUAACUCUAAAAUGUAGGUGUUAAUUAAUAAUGUUACGCCUUCUGAGAUUACGUUAUGGUUCGAUAUUGUAAAUGUUUGCGUAUGUUUUGGUAAAGACGGUAAUUGUAAUUUAGAAUGACUUGAUAAUAUAAUGAGCAAUAAUUCUGCUGUCGGUCUGUUUCGAUUGUUUAAAGUUUUAACGUUGAGAUUUUUUUACAUUACUGUAUAGGUGAUUACUUCGUAGUGUAACUAAUAGAUAGGGAUCAGUUAAAUAAAUCAUUUUUAUAAAAACGAUAUAUUGUUCAGUAGCGGUGCCAUUACUCGUGAAGUCGUGACGUGUUCGGGAUCCAAUCGAUAAUCACAUUGUUGUUGAAUAUGAUAUCUUAGGAGUACUUGUCAGUGUUAAGGGAUGAUACGCGCACCAAGUAGGGCCGAGGUCAUUGGUCUCGCAGACGUUGUAAUGGAUAUUGUGGCAUUACAAUACAUGUAACAUCAUCUCGCACGCCCGUGCAGUUCGCAUUACUAAGCCACCUCACAAUAAUAUAGGUCAAACAGGUUCAUAAUACGCAGAAAAAUAAUGAUAGCAGGUUACAACAAAAUGUUUAUACAAUGGUUAUUCUUGAGACCAUUCCAUUAUAGAAUAAAGUGGAAGCCAAAAUGACGACUUAUUUUUCUAAACGAUUUUGUUAGAUUUGCAAUUAAAAUAUUAAGGUAACAUGUAGAUGUUUAUCGAUAUAUUAUAAUAUUAAGACAUUCAGAUUCCCAAAGAUCUAAGGCUCAACUAAAUUCUUUUAGCUAGCUUUCAUAUUGCCAUUGUUAUCGUAUAUAAUGUAUAUUGCGAUAAUGUACGUACGUCUUGACCGACACAAAUUCGUCUAAAGUGUGAAUAUAAUUCUGCAGACAUCACAAUAUAUAGCGUGUAUAUAAAUAAAAUUACUUUUACCAUUAAAAUGUGAUACGAUUUUUAAUUUAGCAACUUUGUAUUACUUUAGACUUUUGAAAAUACAUACAUUUAUGUAUAAUAUAUUAUUAUAUUAUGUAUAAUCCAUCAUCGCUUUUUUAAAACUCUAGGUGGUGCUCCCUGAGCUGCGUAACAAUAAGUAUAAUCAUUGUUGUUGUCGCGCACACCACACAAUACUCAUGCGGGAAUUUGUACUACAAACUUGAAUAUAAAUAAAUACGCCUGUGACCACAAUGCAAUUUAUUAAAACCAUGCAUACGGAUUUUUUAAAAGAUUGAAGCUUUUACGAGCUUCAGGAUACAAGUCUCACGUUGUAUUACUUAGAGUCGUUAAAGGACGUAUAAAUAUGAACAUGGCAACAAAGUCUAAUGUGAUAAGGAUGUUUCUAAAGCAAUUAUAUCGAUAAACAUUAUUUUUAAUGAUGUCUGUAUAUAAUUUUAAUAUCGUGUACAUUAUGGAAUCUCUUUUAUUUCCAUUGAUAUCGUGCGUAUCAUUUGUGCUAUUAUUACAUUAAUAUAAUUGCUAACUUCAGUAAACUGUAUACUGUUGCUUUUAUUUUGAAUAUCGUGUAAAUUAUUAAUGACAUGCUGUAAUGAGUAUAUUUACUGAUAGCCAUAAAAUUACUUGUUUUAUAUAACAUAAGUCUGUAAAUAUCAUGAUUAUACAUUAAGUUUUAUACUUGA
This is a messenger RNA of Ostrinia nubilalis (European corn borer), 5155 nucleotides long. RefSeq names its product phosphatase and actin regulator 4. Lineage: Eukaryota; Metazoa; Arthropoda; Insecta; Lepidoptera; Crambidae. Bases 187 to 2175 code for a protein of 662 amino acids. Gene Ontology annotation, biological process: actin cytoskeleton organization. Gene Ontology annotation, molecular function: actin binding. The transcript is spliced from 13 exons. The record is from RefSeq and is a predicted model, not a curated record.